GCAACUGGACAGCACAGAGAUCCCUAAAGAAAACCUGCUCUAUGUAAAAAAAAAAAAAAACACAAGCUUCUGUGAUUCUUGACUUGUGACGUGCCAGGUGUUAGCAUUUUAGUACAGAUGUUUAUGUUGCGUGUGACACGGAGGAAAGUUGUAAUUGAUAAGUUCUCUCUCUCUCUUUCUCUCUCGGUGCUACGGGUCUACGGGUGGCACUGCUUGUGUGUGAAUCAGAGGCGGUUUUAAUGGUUAAGAUGAUGCACAGACGUGAAGUUUUGGCUGGCUGUGCGAAUCAAUGCACCUCGGUGCAGUGUCAUGUAGAGGAUUUAGGAACGAGUCAUAGUUCGUGGCUGGAAGAACAUUAAAAAAAACAAAAAAAAAAACUGGUGCCUGCAGAUGAAAUAGUGCUUGAGAGUUAGUGUUGGGAAAUGUCGCAAAAAGUGUCUGGAAAGUAUGAAAGAGCACCGGUCACCAACACUCUCAGCAUGCUGAUGGCUCUGCUUCAGACAGUCCAGCGCAUGAUCAGCCAGUGGCUGAGGAAUUCACCUCAGGUGUCCCCUUGUUGUCUCUGACCACCCCGCACCACAUUAUUAAUGUUUCACCUAUAAUCCAAAUAAAUAAAUAAAUGAAUAAAUAAACGUAAGAAGGGAGACAAAGAUGCGUCCCUAUCAUCACCAUGUCUCCUUCUGCUGUUGUUGAAUCUCUGCCGUUUCCUCAGUGCUGGGAGGAGAACGGGAGCAGACCACACUAACGCGCUCCGACGUCUUAAAACGAUGGACAGCGGAGGCAGGAGUGGAUCGUCCACGCACUAUCUGCAUUUAAAUCUCAUAUAAAGCUGAUGACAUUUGCACCGUCGUAACUGAGGCCAGCCACAUAUCUUGACAUUUGUUUUCUUCUUCUUUUUUUUUCUUUCUUCUUCUUUUUUUUUUUUUUUUUUUUUUCCUAUCACAGAAGUAUAGCCCGGUCUGACGUCUGCAUCAGAUAUUACCGACUGCUUUUUCAAUGUGCAUUUCCCUCAGUGACUUUGCACUGAUCUACAUCAUCAGCAGCGGCAGCAGCAACGGCAGCAGCAGCAGCUCCAACAGCAGCGCCAACACAGAGAGGGGAGCAAAGAAAAGGGGGGGAUCUUUCAUUUUUUCUCCUUCGAGAACCCCACUUCAGCUCCCCUUCAGCGUUUCUAGCUUUGACAAAUAUCUUUCAGCAAGAUCACGUUGUGGAAUAGUCUGGCGCCACAGCAGCAGCAGCAACAGAAGCAGCAGCAGCAGCAGCAGCAUCGCUGGAACCAUGCCUCUUCUGCAGAUUUGGACUGGGAAAUUUCAUCCACCGAUUUGAUCGCUGAGAGGCUGCUGCUCACUCGUCCAUACCAUCGUUUGAUUUGAUUUAUUUGAUUUAUUUUUUUUUUAGACAGAGAGAAAAUACUCGUCUCCACUUUCCACUGAUUCUCUGUGUUUAUAGGCUGCUUUCUUUUAAACAAGAUGUCUGAUCUUGUGGUGUUGGUAGAGGGGCUCUGUGACCUGCACGGAUUUCCAUAGCUGGAGAAAACAGCAGGGGCCAAUUAUUAGACUUGUAAAUUCAAUCGAGAACCGUGUGUUUAAAAUGAAGACGUCGCACGCCUAGAUGGCUGCUCUCUUCGACAGUUUUCUUUUAACCAAAAAAGGCAAUUAAUAUUUAGUUUGAUUGCCUUCUUUUUUUUUUCCUUUUUCUCUUUUUUUUUUUUUACUUUGUGCAUUUCUUUUGGGAGGACCACUGGACUGGUUGGAUUAUAGAAACAACAUCCAAGGAUUUGUGGAGAUGUUGGGUCGUCAAGAAGAUAAAUUAUGUGGAAUUUUCUCAGCUCUGGCGGCUUUGUCCUUUCUAUGCUUUAUUCAAAGCUCCAACACUGGAAACACCGGAAUGUCUGUGGCCAAGACCACUGUGGACAAAUUGCUGAAGGGAUAUGACAUUCGUUUAAGGCCUGAUUUUGGAGGUCCUCCAGUCAUCGUAGGAAUGAGCAUCAACAUAGCAAGCAUCGACUCCAUUUCAGAAGUAAACAUGGAUUACACCAUCACAAUGUAUUUCCAGCAGAGCUGGCGAGAUAAACGUUUGGCCUACGGCGAGCUGAACCUAAACCUGACUCUGGACAACCGUGUAGCAGACCAGCUGUGGCUCCCUGACACCUACUUCUUGAAUGACAAGAAGUCCUUUCUUCAUGGUGUGACUGUCAAGAACCGUAUGAUCCGACUUCACCCAGACGGCACUGUCUUGUAUGGGCUACGAAUAACUACCACUGCUGCUUGUAUGAUGGACCUGAGGAGGUACCCUCUGGAUGAACAGAACUGCACGUUGGAAAUUGAAAGUUAUGGAUACACCACGGAUGACAUUGUGUUCUUCUGGCAAGGAGACGACAAUGCUGUGACGGGUGUGGACAAGUUAGAGUUACCUCAGUUCUCCAUCGUCGACACCCGCUUGGUCUCUAAAGAGGUCGCCUUUACUACAGGUUCAUACCCAAGGCUUUCCCUUAGUUUCCGAAUUAAGAGGAACAUCGGAUAUUUCAUCUUGCAGACAUACAUGCCCUCUAUCUUGAUCACCAUCCUCUCCUGGGUCUCCUUCUGGAUUAAUUAUGAUGCCUCUGCAGCAAGGGUGGCCCUGGGUGUGACAACGGUGCUUACUAUGACAACAAUUAACACCCACCUUAGGGAGACUCUCCCAAAGAUUCCAUAUGUGAAAGCCAUCGACGUCUACCUCAUGGGCUGUUUUGUGUUUGUGUUCCUGGCCCUGCUUGAAUAUGCCUUUGUAAAUUACGUGUUCUUUGGCCGAGGCCCUGCGCAACAGAAGAAACUCAGCGAGAGGCUGGGCAAAUCCAACAACGAGCGCUCAAGAUAUGAAGAGAAACGCCUAAGGGAACAGGACUCCAUUUCAGCGCCGUUUCAAACCAACACCUUCAGGUCAUUUACACAGAGAAGAAAUCUGUAUCUCGAGGAACAAAGAAAAGUUGGGGUGGAUGCCUAUGGAAACAUCCUCCUCACAACACUUGAGAUGAACAACGAAGUGAUGCCUUCAGACGUGGGGAGCAGCGUCAGUGACUCUAGGAAUUCUGUCAUGUCCUUUGACAGCUCCGGGGUCCAGUUCAGGAAGCCCAUGGCGCCCCGCGAUGGCUUCAGCCACCACUCGCUGGAUCGGAGCACCAUGCGUAGCCGGGCCAACUGUCGACUACGACGACGCUCCUCCAAGCUCAAGUUGAAAAUCCCCAACCUGACAGAUGUUAGCACCAUUGACAAGUGGUCCCGUGUCAUUUUCCCCAUCACCUUUGGAUUUUUCAACCUAAUUUACUGGUUGUACUAUGUGAAUUGAUGUGCAUCCCACUAGGAAUCAUGGGCCAUAUUUUGAGAGCACAUUAAAUUGGCUUUGAUACAUUUCCAAAAUAUGUAUACACAUAUACAAAUUGAACAUAUGUAUAUGCAUAUUUCUAUAUAUUAUAUUUAUAUAUACACGUGUGAAAUCUGAAGGACCUUUCCGAUGUACAAAAAAAAAUUAAUAGGAUGACUUGAAUGUUUAAGAGUAAUUGUGAAGACAAAAAAAAAAAAAAAAAACAAUUUUUAGGCUUUCAGUUUCUUUUCCUCCGGAAACGAACAAACACAAGAUCCCACCUGGGAUUUUUGGAACUAAAGACAUGCAUGAUAUUUUUGCUAAAAAAUUUGAAGGAAAAAAAAGAGAAGAUGAAAGCUCUAGAGACCGAAAAAGAUUUCUCAGAGUCCCAUUGACUUUUAUUGAUACUUAUUGUAUUCGGGGGGAAAAAAAAAAAAUCCUCUACUAUACUGCAGCUCAUGAAGUCUGUGGUGGCUCGUGCAAGCAUCAGCUGAGUGAGAGAGAUUCUUUGCACCACCACCCUCCUCUACCCUUUUUCCUUCCCUCGUCGUUCUCACCAAACUCAAAUCCCCCCAGUGUACACACGCACACACACACACACACAAACACACCAUUACCCAUGGAUAACAGGCACGGAAACCUCCAGCUCCACUAUGUACAGCAACCUUGUUUGGAUUAUGUGUUGUUCCUUGGGUUUGUUGACGUGAUAUUCUUCUCUUUAUCAGACAUCAACUGCAGCCUAAUGGUCUCCAUUAGAGAGCCAUUGCAGAAUGGAAGGCUUGACCGCGUCAUUUCUGCACAGAGUCAACGCAAACUCACGUUUCUUUCUCUUACUCAUGUCCUUUUUGGAGACGCGUCCUCGGAGCUGGAGUCGGGGCUCAUAAAUGCUGAAUAUUGUAGAUAUAAUUUAUUCUUUGAGAAAAAAAAAAAUAUACUGUGAUUUCAUCAAGUGUCAGAACAUGUUCUAGAGCUGGGGCAUUAUUUGGUAAAUGGGUCGAAGGUGUGCAUUAAUCAUUCUGUACAUUUUAUCAUCAUACAGUAUUCCCAUACAAGUAUACUUGUACGUUUCUUUCCUACCUAUCAAUUGAUUCACACGCUUUUAGAUGCAGAGUUCAUUGAGAACAUAUCUUUCUUUGUGUUUGAUCCAAAAGAAAAAAAAAAAAGAGAAAAAAAAGGAGGUUUCGAUGUUGUGAUUCGUUUUGAAAUUUUUAUCCGCGGUGAAGAUGUGAGAACAUGUACAUUCAAAAGAGUCAAUGUAGCCACUCGCAGUUUGGCCAGUUGUGUUUCACUAUAGAGUAUUUAUGUUUGUUUGACAUAUCUUCAGUGUUAGGGUCCGAUUCUGAAGGCAGGAUCACAUGAUUGGUUGAGCUCGGCCUGGGCAGAGGAUGUGAAAAAAAAAGAAAGAAAAUGAUUUGUAUUGCAAGACUAAAUCAGUGCCAUUCUUCAAAUGUUCCCAGCCGCGCUGACUGGUUCCCUCAGCUGAAGUACACACAAUGUUCAAUGUUGAUGACCAUGCAAUAGCCAUGAAUUCAAAUAGAGUCCAAACGGUCUUUGAUUUAUCAAACACAUUUGCUUUAUUUCACUCUCAGUUCUAUCAAAUGCUCACUUCACUUGCUAACAAAUAUGAAGACUCGAAAGCUUUUCAUUUAUCAUCACAAAGGAUGAAGGUUUCACGGUAGUUAAAUCUUAACAUGAUCUAGUUAAAGGUCCAGUGUGUAAAAUAAUGACGUCAUGGUUAGUCUGAAGGUUUCUAACCCUUGCUCUACCAACUCCUCUCUCUUGACUUCUAAUUUUUAGCUCUCGCAUUAAAUGAAUGUUUAAUUUAUUUUCUCAUACUUAAUUCUUUUUAGGGUUGCUGAAGGACCGGAACCAAAGCUAGUGGCCAUCUGCAAAGAUAGAGUACGAUCUGGACAGUUCAGUCAGUCCAACAAAGCGUUUCAAAUAUAGGUAUGGCUCGAUGCAACUCUUUCAUGUCCGAUACCAAUACUGCAAUUUGGAGUAUCUGUCGAUAACCAUGUCAAUCUAAUACCUUCUUUUGUCCUCUAGAAUCGCACGGUUGCUGUUGCUGAGGCUAUAGUGUCCCCGUUCACGGCAUGUGGCUCAAAGUAAAGUUGAUUUGGGCUUAGCUAUUAGCUCAGGUUUUUUUUUUGGUUUUUUUUUCCCCAAUGUUCGAUCCGGACGUUUUGACCAAUAUUGGACCGUUACCGAUCCAGAGUAUCGGAUGGAGCCAUCCCUAGAAAUGACAUUCACUUAUACAAUCUUGCCAAAAGUCAAUUAUAUAUAAAAGA
Cynoglossus semilaevis (tongue sole) is the source of this 5627-nucleotide messenger RNA. It is a transcript of the gene gabrb4, whose product is annotated as gamma-aminobutyric acid type A receptor subunit beta4. Gene Ontology annotation, cellular component: membrane. The coding region runs from base 1786 to 3324 and encodes 512 amino acids. Gene Ontology annotation, molecular function: GABA-A receptor activity; extracellular ligand-gated monoatomic ion channel activity. The transcript has 10 exons. Gene Ontology annotation, biological process: monoatomic ion transmembrane transport. NCBI's taxonomy places the organism in Eukaryota, Metazoa, Chordata, Actinopteri, Pleuronectiformes, Cynoglossidae. The record is from RefSeq and is a predicted model, not a curated record.